AUGAAACAUCUCGUCCUCCUCCUCCUCCCGCUUCUGGCCAUCUCCCUCCCCUGCACUGCCGGGGUUGACACCCAACUGGUCUACGACACGGAGGAACAUGAGCUGAGCAGCGAUUUCCUAUACUACAUUCUCUCGGCUGACCGCAGGACAAGCGGCGGCCUCGGGGUCUUACAUGAAAACAGACCCUGCCAUUUCUUCGUGGUCCAGGCGCCCGGAGAGGCUGCCGUUGGCAUGGCCGUGAAAUUCGAGUCGUAUACCGCUUCAUCUGACGGGGCGGUUCGCCUUUCGACGAACGUCACGAUCGGAUUCGACGUCAUCACGACAUGCGUCGAGUCCAUGGACUGGUACGUCACCAACAGCUCGCUACUGUCAUCUUCGGAGCCGCAUGAGCACGUGGCCGUCGGGAAGGACGAGGAUGAAGACUACAUACGAUCACCGGCCAUGGUGUUCCGCAUUGAGAAGUACGACGGCGCGACGGAGGGCUACAAGCUGGUGUCGUGCGCCGGCGAUGGGCCGUGCAAAGAUCUGGGCUUGCAUACUUCUGGGUAG
This is a messenger RNA of Phragmites australis (common reed), 549 nucleotides long. RefSeq names its product alpha-amylase/subtilisin inhibitor-like. The coding region runs from base 1 to 549 and encodes 182 amino acids. The transcript has a single exon. Lineage: Eukaryota; Viridiplantae; Streptophyta; Magnoliopsida; Poales; Poaceae. The record is from RefSeq and is a predicted model, not a curated record. Gene Ontology annotation, molecular function: endopeptidase inhibitor activity.